CAGCUGUCGCAGCAAAAUGAAGUCGCUUUUGUUACCCAUCAUCGUUAUUUUCCUUUUGGCCGGCCAUUAUUUAGCUGAGGUUUCUUCGCAAGUCAUCCUCGAAGUACCUGGUUAUGGCGUUCUUAACGGGACCAACGAAAACUCGACUUACACUGAACGUCCGUUCUACGCGUUUCGCGGUGUUUUUUACGCAGAAAAACCCACGCCUGAGAAUCGAUUUUUGCCACCGCUUCCGAAAAUCCCCUACUCGAUGGAUGAAAUCCAGCAGACUACCAAUAAUAAUGCUGGUUGCCCUCAGCUUAAUUCAACCAACGAGGAUUGUCUUUCUCUGAAUAUCUUCACGCCACAAUUGCCAUUUGAAUCCGACAAGCUUCUUCCUGUCAUGGUUUGGGUCCAUGGAGGAGGUUUUUCUCUUGGCCAUGCCCUCGAAUAUCUACCCAACAGAUUUAUGGAACACGACAUCGUUCUAGUUCCGAUUCAGUACCGCCUCGGUCCACUUGGUUUCCUCUCAUUCGACACGGAUGAUGUUCCUGGCAAUGCCGGCAUUUUCGACCAAAUCGAAGCUUUACGUUGGGUCAACAAACACAUCCAAUACUUUGGAGGAGAUCCCAGUCAAAUCACCAUCGCAGGAGAAAGUGCUGGAAGCGCUAGUAUUACGCUUCUUCUGUUGGCACCACAAGCAAGAGGACUCUUCCAACGGGCCAUCGCCGAAAGCGGAUCUGUUUUGGCUGAAUGGGCCCUUGAUGGCGACGGAAGAGGCAAAGCAGCUUCCCUUCAAAUCUCUGAAAUGGCAGGAUGUCCAGUGGAACCUUACCAAGAUUUACUCACUUGCGUGCGCAAUAUCGAUCCCGCAGAACUGAACGAAGCAUACCGAGACUACUCAACGGCGGAAAUGUCGAAAGGUGGCCUGGGCUUCAGCGGUUCCAAUCCCAUCAUUCAAGUUGCUGGAGCACAACGGAUUAUCGAGUCCGACCCUUUUGAGUUAUACAAUUCCGGCAAUUUUGCAACUGUUCCUACAAUGUUCGGUGCAAACAAACAAGAAGGCUCAGUGGUGUUAGGACUGUUGUACACCAGUUUCUUAGUUCCCAACAAUCUGACCGAAGACGAGGAGUAUUUGGCAAAUGAUUUGGUCCCACAACUGCUGACUAUACGUUGCGUUAGUAUAUUGAGAAACUGUUUCUUUGGUCGAACUUAUUUUAAUUCAUAUUUAUUCAUGAUGAACGGAACAAAAGACAUUGAUGAUCCUACUGGAGAACUGGCCGCUCAGUUGACGGAGAAAUAUUUGAGUACAGCAGUAAUGGGAAACCAUGUGACGUGA
This is a messenger RNA of Daphnia magna, 1318 nucleotides long. Its product is annotated as putative inactive carboxylesterase 4. Lineage: Eukaryota; Metazoa; Arthropoda; Branchiopoda; Diplostraca; Daphniidae. Bases 17 to 1318 code for a protein of 433 amino acids. The transcript has 9 exons. The record is from RefSeq and is a predicted model, not a curated record.